AAUUUAACUCAGAUGCCUCGAGAGUCGAGAGUGUAGACAGUACCCGGAUCAGUACAGUUGUUGUCCUUUUAUGUGUUAGUAACCAAAUUUAUCAAUAACACCAACACGAGCCACUGAGUCAACACAAAGAAAGGAAAAGAAAAUGGUAGUAACAAUCGAUCGUUCUUACACGAUUACCCCCUCAGAUUCCUCUUCCACUACAAUAAUCCCUUUGUCACACUGUGAUCAAACCAAGCUUCCAAACCAUGGAUCCCAACUUUCUCUCUACACCACUUUUAAUUCCUCUUCUUCAACGGAAAAUUUCAGAGCCUCACUCAGCAAAGCCUUGAAUCUCUACUACCCUUUAGCCGGUAGACUCAGAUGGAUCCAUGGCGGUCGAUUACAACUUCUCUGCAACUCAAAGGGCGUCACACUAUUGGAAGCCACGUGUCACGAUAAUCAUACAACCUUGGACAUGCUUCUCCAAAACCUUGAUAACAAUGUUUUGUUGGAACAGUUUUUGCCCAAGGUUGACUAUAGCGUUGACCGUAUUGACGACAUGCCGUUGAUGGCGGCACAAUUCACGAGGCUUCCGGGCAACGGCGUCGUUUUGGGGAUGAUUAUUUGUCGUGCUGUGGUUGACGGAGCGGCUCUUGGGAAUUUCAUGACUUCAUGGUCAAAAUUGGCGAGAGGUGAAGAUUUGGAUUCGAGUUUGGUUCCGUUUUAUGAUCGAGGGCUGUUGAAUUCGCUUGGUGUGAGUGUGGGUCCAAGAUUUGAACAUGCUGAAUUUCUAACACCGCCACUUUGGGAAGAACAAAAGGAAGAAGAACCACAAGAGAUUGAGCUUGCUACUGUUGUGUUGAAGCUCACCAAAGGCCAAGUUGAGAUGCUUAAGAAGAAAGCUUAUCAUGAUGGUGGUAAAGAUGGCUUUGGCAAUGGUUCAAACUCAUCAAAUACACUUUCUUCAAGUAGGCCUUACACUAGUUUUGAGGUCAUAAGUGGUCACUUAUGGAGGUGUAUUUGCAAGGUGAAGAAUGAGGGUAAUUGGGGCCAGAAAACAAGGGUAUGUGCAUUGGUCAAUUGCAGGAACAGAUUUAAACCAAAUCUUCCUCAAAGUUAUUUUGGGAAUGCAACAUUUCCUACCGUGACACCAACAUGUUGCUUCGAUGAUAUUGUUCACAAGCCUCUAGGCUAUGCCGUUCGGAACGUGAGGAAAGCGAUUGAGCGAAUGAAUGAUGAGUAUGUAAGGUCUGCCAUUGCUUACAUUGCUAAUCAGAAGGACAUGAAUUCAUUGAGGCAGAAGUUGUAUAAUCUUGGAGGAGGAAAAUCCAGGGUGAACCCGAAUAUGUAUAUUGUGAGUUGGGCUAACUUUCCUUUUUAUGAAGCGGAUUUCGGGUGGGGAAAGCCGGUUUGUUUGGUUCCGGGAAGCAUAAAUUCGGAUGGGAAGGUUUUCAUUAUGAACAAUGGAAGUGGUGAUGGCUUCAUUGUUGCUACUUGCUUGCAACAAUCCCUUGUGGAUGAUCUGAAGAAGCUCUUUUAUGAGGAUAUAGAGGAGGUAUAUCCUAACUCCAAAUUGUGAUGACAUUUCAACUAUGGAUUUUCAUGCACUUUAUUCUUAAUUAUGCUUUGGUAUGAGUUCUGAGAGAUGGUUGAUGUUUUUCUUGACUUGGAUUUAAUGUAGCACAUAUUAAGCCAUACAAAUUAAUGAAAUUAUGGAUUUCAAAACAGAAUUUGUUUAUAUUAGAAAUAGAUUUGAAGGCAAAGAUCAACACUUCAUGAGAAAUCUAACUAUAAGUCUUAAAGGUGAUUAGUGCUCACUAAUUAAAGAAACUAUUUGCCUAACUCUCCAAUAUUGGCAAUAUUUUGCCACAAAUACUUUUCACAUUUUUUAUAGUUUCCUUUGACUUGUAUUUAUAGAGUUAAGCCUAUUAAAGAGAUGUUGUAAACUUUUUUUUAUAUUAUUGUGAGCUGAUUCCUUAAAAGGUCUAGGAAAUACAAUUUUUUUUUUCUGGUACAUCUUUAGCAAAUAUGCUAGUCUUUUUUGCAAUGGCAUAGUGGAUAGCGAAAACAAGUUCUCAAUGUCCUAAAUUGUUGUGCAUGCUCACACUUUUGGAGCCAAGGAUAUUUGAAAUGAGUUCCAUUCUAAGAUUAUGGGUCAUAUUGUACCUUGCUUUGGAGGUCCAAGAAUUAAGCUUAAGUUUGCUUUUGAGAUUGGUACAUAACUCAUAUUUGUGUUU
Molecule: messenger RNA, 2216 nt
Organism: Arachis stenosperma
Lineage: Eukaryota; Viridiplantae; Streptophyta; Magnoliopsida; Fabales; Fabaceae
Product: spermidine hydroxycinnamoyl transferase-like
Exons: 2
Coding region: 143-1558 (471 amino acids)
Molecular function (GO): acyltransferase activity, transferring groups other than amino-acyl groups
Source: RefSeq, a predicted model, not a curated record